AUGAUUGAGGAAACGAUGUUCGACUUAAAUGAAGAAAGGAGACAAAGGCUAGAGACUGGCGACGGGCGGACUGGAUUGACGAAUGACUCUACGUGGGUGAAGGAGAUGAAAUGGGCACAGCAUUUCAGCGGUAAAAACUUCCGCCAAAUACACGAAGCAACGCAUUCUAUUCGGUCCGCUGGUAUGAAGGGGACGAAGAGACAACCGGAUGAUGAGGCAGCAAAGCAGGAGGCUAAGGCGCUCGACUUACUAUGCGAGAGUUUAGAUCGCGAGGUGGAUCGCUGCAGCUGGCGCGUCAAGGCUGUGCCAAAGGAGGUGCUACAGUAUCUCCAUGGGAUAGAAGCUGGCAAGCCCAAUAGCUUACCGUUCAGCUAUGAUAAGGGAGAACGAUCCAGGCAGAAGUACAAAGCUAUUGGCUACCGCUAUCUUGGGUUCUGCUGGCGGGCACACCAACUAGGGCGAGUACGGGCUAAAGAGGAACUGGGCAUGGUGUUCACAGAGGAACAAUGGGGCCACAUCAGCGAUAUCGUGGAGGAGAUCAGGACCGAACUAGGUCGUUUGUCGAACCCAAGAAACAAAGAACUACUGCCAACAGACGACAGCGGUUACUUGAGCGAGGACAGCAACAUCGGUGCGGAGGACGAAUACGACGGCCACAUGGCAGCUGAGGCUCGCACAAGUCUGGACCAAGCGGUCUUUUGCUUCAUGGCGGCGUCCAUCAAGUGUAAAGUCGGAGGUACAUGGUAUAGCAAUGCGCUGCUUUGUUUCUGCGCCGCGGCUGGGGUCCAUGGAGCGUCCGAGGGUUACCAAGAGGCAUGGCUCUAUACAGGAACGCUGGCCGCUCUGCAGUGGCUGAUUCGACUAUUUUUUCUGGAGGACUACUGGCAAGGACGGCCGCUCGCGCUGGACGAGGUGGACGUUGCCGCUAUGGAGGGUUUUCGCGAGGAGCAUGCACGCUGGAUGUGCGUUGGUACAUUUACAGUCAUGAGCCGAAUCAUCAACUGGAUGGCAUAUGGCAAGGGACACAGGAACAAGACGGGUGGCACGCCAUCGGUUCGCUGGAGCGAGGACGAGUCGACGCUUUACCACAACGGUGACGAGCUCGUAGUAAGCGAGUUCCAGCAUAUGGCGCGCGACAUGAUUGUGCAGGCUGACACGAUAGCCAACCAACUAUUUCGUGGGCAAUGGGAUGAGCUUAGUCAAAGCAUUCUUAUGAGCCGGAUCAAGGAUCACAUGGCGAGACGAGGCACCGGGCAGUCGUUUGUGCACGACGACCGCAACCAAUGGCUGGAGCCCGGGCCCGGAAAGGUACUACGGGCCAUCGAGACGUCCGUCUUUAACCCGACGACCGCCACAUGGAAGUACAACAACGUGCACAGAUGGCUACAGAGACUGCGUCGAUUCCGGGAGCUGCUGUAUGCCAUAUCGCACAUAUGGGGCGGUCAGCCGGGCCGUGGUCCCGAGGUUGCCACUAUGCGGCAUUGCGACAGCCAGCAACUCACACGGAAUGUAUUGGUGCUUGAUGGGCAACUGACGUUUAUUACGGAUCGUGAUAAGAUGAAGGCCAUCCGCGAUCACGGGCGAAAAGUGGCCCGGUUCCUACCCGACCCCGCCGGGCGGUUGGUGGUGGCAUAUAUCGCGUGGCUGCUCCCGGCCGAGCAAAUGCUACUACGCCGAUGUUCGUUGCCGGAGCCGGAAGCAAGCGAGGUCGAGUUUAUGUGGCGGCACCGCGCAUCCAAGGCAUGGGAUACCGACCGGCUGAGCAACAUACUUGGUCGUCUCACGCAGGAGCAUGUCAAACUGCGCAUGGGCGUGGCCCGGUACAGAGUCGUCGCGAUUGAGUUAGGGCGAAGGGUCCGCGGGCUGGUUAUGAAGCAGGUCGAGAGCCAGGCCGGCGAGGCAGACGAUGGUGAGGAGCUGGAGAUUGACGACUUUACCGGCGAAGUCAUCCGCUACCAGGGCGGCUAUAACAUCGUGUGGGACCUACAGGGCACGCACGGCACGAAGAUUGCACGGCAAGGGUACGCGGUCCACAUCGGCGUACCAGGUCGGCUACAGCCCGAGCUACUGGCUACGUUCCGAAGCAUCAGCCGACUAUGGCAUCAGUUUUUACGCGAAGGCGGACUCGAGGCAGGGGGCGUACAGCGGCGGCUUGCUGGAGAUGAUGGCGGGUCCGAGCGGGCAUGUAAGCGACGAAGGGUUAGCAAGGACGACAAGGACGGCGAGAACUUCGAAAGGCGGAUCGUGCAUGGGCUGCAGAGGCUCAUGGGGCCGAGUGCGACAUGGAAGUCCGCCAAGCAGGCCGAGUGCAUGCGUAUGAUCGCUUCACUGGACGGCGACCGAUGCGGGCUGUGCAUCCUUCCCACCGGUGCCGGAAAGAGUUUAUUGUUUAUGAUCCCGGCUGUGAUGGACGAGGGCGGGACUAGCGUGGUGAUUGUGCCGUACACAGCACUCCGGCUUGAUCUAUAUGAGAAGGCCCGAGAGAGGGGGGUGGACGUCAUCAUGCUGGAGCCGGCCGCCAUCGCGGAACAAGAACAAAUGCCGCGGACGGCGCGGAUGGUCAUUGUCAGUGCCGACUCGUGCGAGGUGGAGAGCGUUCGGGCGUAUCUGGACAUGCUUCACAAAGAAGAGCUGCUUGGGCGCAUCUUUAUUGACGAGGCGCAUGUGGCCAUUACAGAAACCACAUUCCGGCAGAAACUCGUACAGCUCAACACGGCCGCGCGGUAUCGGCGGCCGGUCGUGUUGCUGACGGCGACACUGCCGGUGCGGUUUGAGAAGUGGUUCCAUCGCGCUCUGCUGGCCGGGGACGCGGUGACCAUCCGCGACGAGGCAUUGAAGCUCAACUGCCGGUAUGAGGUGGAGAUGGUGAAGCCAGGCACAGCUACCGUCGACGAUCGAGUGGUCCAGCUCGUGUCGGGGAUCAGCAGCACCAUGGUCAGCGGCCAGCGGGGUGUGGUCUACUGCCGUUCGAUCGACCAGUGCAAGGCAGUGGCCGAGGCGAUCGGGUGCCCAGCACACCAUGGUGGCAUGGUGGCGGAGGAGCAGGCGAGUGCCCGGGUCGGGUGGGCUUCCGGGAAGGGUCAUCGCUGGAUCGCCGCCACGACGGGACUGGGGACAGGCAUCGACAUCGAGGGGAUCGUAUCCGUCAUCCACGCCGGACUGCCGUACGGGAUUGUCGACUUUAUCCAGCAGACGGGGCGAGGGGCUCGACGCAACGGCGAAACCGCCAGCACCAUAAAGAACAAGGAAUGCUUGCCACCUUGGCUGCACACCGCCGCUUGGAAACGAGCCUUAUAUUAG
Molecule: messenger RNA, 3300 nt
Organism: Cordyceps fumosorosea ARSEF 2679
Lineage: Eukaryota; Fungi; Ascomycota; Sordariomycetes; Hypocreales; Cordycipitaceae
Product: recQ family helicase
Exons: 1
Coding region: 1-3300 (1099 amino acids)
Biological process (GO): double-strand break repair via homologous recombination
Cellular component (GO): cytoplasm; chromosome
Molecular function (GO): 3'-5' DNA helicase activity; nucleic acid binding; ATP binding
Source: RefSeq, a predicted model, not a curated record